UGUAUUGAUCAAGACUAACAAAACAGAAACCCCCACAAUAAACGCCUUUUGAAAUGCUAAAUUCUAUGAAGUCGCCGAUUCAGAAAAAUGAACUAAACACCUAAACGGUACGCUUCUAAUUUACAGUGCUUUGAUAAAUAAGUUAUUGAUUGUGUUAAGAAAGUAGCUAUUGAAAGAACCUCUCUCUCAAUCAUGUAAUCGUGGACGGAGGUAGAUAAGCGAGGUUAUUACUCAAGGGGAAUUCCCAUUCGCAUACUUUGGUUCCAAAAUGGCGGAAGGAGGUAUCAGUCGUACGGGGUCAGAGUCUGAAAGCAACCUCACUCACAGCAGCAUGUACAGUCGUCACUCUCAGCAUUAUGUCGAAAGUGUUUCCGUGGAGAUCUGCAACAUAAUGACUCGGCUCGGAUACGGCGAGGAAAUAAGACGGUGGAGGGUUGAGAAGUACUGCGAAUAUGAUAGGCUUAUAAAUGCACAACUACCUAGUUUAACUGUAAAGACAGCUGGAAGCAAGGCAGAGGGCCUUACCUGCCUUUGCGAAAGUGACAGGGACUUAUUAAUCGCGCUGAACGGUGUCAUAUGUGUAGAAACUGGUAUCAAUCUUAACACUAUACCAGACGACAUAAGUGUGUUUUGGAUGGAUGAUACAGGUGUUUAUCCAGGACACUGUAUACUGUUACUAAAAAGGCGAGCGCGUCUUCCUAAUGCAAUUAUAAAUGCUCUGUGUGAAAUUGGUUAUGGAAAAUUUCUAUUAAGUAGUGUUUUAUUUAUAGAUGAAUGCUCGAGACAGAAAAAGGAAAAUAGUCUUGGAACGGUGGGAAUGGUGCUCCAUGAACGCGCGGGGCCGGCAUUACCGCAAACCUUGGGAGGAAUAUUCAAGGUGGACGUAGUAUAUGCAAUACGCUGUCAGUGCCCAAGCAUCCUACACAGAUGGGCUGUCAGACCCCGUCAUUGGCCACAAUCAGUUGUUGUUCAGAAAGUCGUAUCGUUAGGAGCCUAUGUAACCCCGUCCGGAUUUAAGGAAAGUGAAAACAAGCACAUCGAAUGGAGGAUUUGUUUUAACUCCGGUGAGACAGAACUUAUGAACAACCUUAAUGAAACACAAGCGAAAGUGUAUGUUCUGCUUAAAUGGAUCCUUAAAGAAAUAAUUAAACCAACUAAUAAAGAAAUAACAUCGUACGUGUUGAAAAACAUCAUAUUAUGGCAAGCUGAAAACACCCCACAGACAGAGUUUCAUUCACGUAGCUUACUGCACUGGCUUCAUGACGGACUGAGAGGGCUUAGGACUGCUAUUGAGAAAAAACAACUUAAUUACUACAUGAUUCCAGAGAGGAAUUUAAUGGAAGCCUGUGGUUUGAAUGAUGCACUGAAGCGUAAAUGGAUAAAAGAUAUCACGGAAAUGAUUGAGAUGGGUCCCAAUGUAUUACUGAGAUUGGAGAAGAUACGAAGGGCCAUUGUCGCGUCCCCAGAGCCGAUGCUGUGGUUUAGCAAAACAAGGAUGGAGAUGGAGUUGCUGUAUCUGGAGGGCAUGAACAGAGCUGCGAAAUGUAAACAUGAAAACGGUGAGCAGGAUGUCCCGGAUUUCAUGUUGUAUGCGAUACGGAAACGCCGGGAAGAGAUAGUGUUAGAGGUGGCUGCACGUAUGUUCAUGGAAGGCUGUUCUAAUCCCAAAUUGUUCUUUAGAAUGUUUGUAUAGUAAUGAAAUACAAAUACUUACAUUUCACGUGAAUCAUGGCUAUACUUAUAGUCACAUAUUCGUUUCAAAACAUGCAUACAGCCAUAAAUGCGCUUAUUGACUGUAUAUACGGUAUUAAAUUAUGAACAUUAUAUUAUUUGUUGUGCAGUAUUAAUUUAUUUGAUUCUCAUCCUAUUGUUUUCAUAUGUAUGAACGCUCAUAUAAUCAUAUAUUUUGUUAAUAUAAAACGUUGUCACAGAUUCAAUUAAAGCGUUUGAUAGGAAAUAAGUAGUACAUGAAAUUG
Dreissena polymorpha is the source of this 1976-nucleotide messenger RNA. RefSeq lists its product as uncharacterized. The record is from RefSeq and is a predicted model, not a curated record. The transcript is spliced from 4 exons. Lineage: Eukaryota; Metazoa; Mollusca; Bivalvia; Myida; Dreissenidae. Bases 269 to 1693 code for a protein of 474 amino acids.